GCGCCUGCCCCUUUAAGGCGACGUUUCAUCUGGGGAACGCGCAUCUCGUGUGCGCGUGCAGGUUUCCCUAUAAUAAACCGAUCUUAAUUAUUAUAAUAAGCAGCGAUCUGUCAAGCGUCAUUCCGCUGAUAUCAUCACACGCGUCCGAGGUCUCAAUGCGAUAGACAUUUGAACUAUUCAGACGACCUUUGAAAAGAGAGAUAUUAAAGAGAAAAGACAAAAUGGCUGAGAUGACGAUGGGCAAAGGGGUUUCCGCAGGAAAACUAGCCAGUAACGUGCAGAAAAAAUUAACAAGGGCUCAGGAAAAGGUUCUGCAGAAGCUUGGCAAAGCUGAUGAGACCAAAGACCUUGCAUUUGAAGAAGGAGUGAUAAACUUUAACAAACAGCUGGCAGAAGGCACCAAACUGCAGAGAGACUUGCGGGCCUAUUUGGCUGCUGUGAAAGCAAUGCACGAGUCCUCCAAACGUGUGCAAGAAUGCCUAGCUGAUAUGUACGAACCCGAGUGGGAUGGCAAAGAUGAAAUGGACUCGAUUGUAGAGGAUUCAGACCUCCUGUGGACAGAUUUUCACCAAAAACUAGUGGAUCAUGCAUUAAUCUCCAUGGACACCUAUUUGGGCCAGUUUCCUGAUAUUAAGGCCCGAAUAGCGAAGCGCGACAGGAAGUUGGUGGACUAUGACAGCGCCCGCCACACCUAUGCUGCAGUAAACAAGGGAAAGAAGAAGGAAGGUGGUAUUAAAAUAUCCAAGCCUGCAUCUUUGUUGGAGAGGGCCACUCCGGGAUGGGCACAAGGAAUUCUAUCUGCUCAUAAUGUCGCUCAGACCAACCUGACCAGGUGUCAGGCUGAAGAGGAGUUAGAGAGGGCACAGAAGGUAUUUGAGGAUAUCAACAUAGAUCUUCAGGAGGAAUUGCCAUCACUUUGGAACAGUCGUGUUGGCUUCUAUGUAAACACCUUUCAGAGUGUGGCUGGUCUAGAGGAGAAGUUUCACAGAGAAAUUGGAAAGCUGAGCCAAAAUAUGCAAGAUACACUGGUGAAACUGGAGAAUCAAGACUUGUCCAGAAAAACAGGUAUUCGAAUGGAGAAGACCUCAACAAUUCAAAGGAGUGACCAAGAUGCUAAUCAUACUCUGAGUCCAGCGGUACCAGCGAUCCCUAAAUCUCCAUCUAAGCUGAAACCUGCUCUUCCUCCACCACCUAAAGUCACUCCAUCCAAGGAUCUGAAGCAGGACAACAUUAUUAACCUUUUUGAUGAGGCUUCUGCUGUUGGCAUUAGUGUUACGUCUCCAACACAAUUUGAUGCUCCAGCCAGUAGUAAUCUUUUAGACAUGGACCUGGAUGCACUACAGGCAGCUACCACACCGGUUGCCCCUGCUUCAGCAUCACAGAAUUGGGAUUCAUGGGGGCAAACCGAAAGCCACACUGAAGCAGCCCAGUCAUGGGAUGAUGAUUGCAGCCAACCAGUACAUGCUCCAGCUGCAGAGCCCACUUGGGAUGAUGAUGGGUCCCAGCCGGUGAAGGCUGAGGGUUGGCACAGUGAUGGGGCUCAGGCAUCAGAAAGUACAACUACCACAGAACAGCCAGCACCAACACCAGAAACAACUAAUGAGAGCACAGAAAUGCCACAAAGCUUUCUGUUCAAAGUCCAAGCAAUGCAUGAUUAUGCUGCCAAUGACUCAGAUGAGCUGGAGAUGAAGGCAGGAGAUGUGGUGCUUGUGGUGACAUAUGAUAACGCAGAGGAUCAGGAUGAUGGUUGGUUGAUGGGAAUAAAAGAGGCUGACUGGGUUCAGUUGAAAGAUCAGAGCAAAAAAGGAGUGUUUCCUGAGAACUUCACACGGAAGAUGUGAAAGCCAGGAUGUGACUUUUUGCCAUUCACUUCUCUUUUCCUGAUUCCUGUUUUAUUUGUUUUGUCCUCACAAUUCUGGAUGCUUGUUGAGAAUGGAGGUAUGCGAUUUAUUCAAUUGGCAACACAGGCAGCCGACUUCGACUCAUGGGACGUACAGACAGUAUGAGCAUAUUGACUUUUUGGUCUGUAUUUAAAUUAUUAAAGGGUCUCAAAUGUGUUAUUAUACUGUACAAAGCUAAAAGACCUAUAUGUCACAGUCACAGUAUUGACACAUUGCCAUCUAACUUAAGAAUUUUCUUUUCUGUAGUCUGUAUAAAACAGCUAGAUGAAUAUAUUAAGCCGAAAAAUAAAACCUAUGAGUAAUGUAGCUAUUUGACUAAUACAGAUGAGGAAUUCUGCAUGAUAUUUUUUUAAUCGUUAUAAUCACAUCCCAAUGGAGAAUUAGGAGGACUUGAUCAUCUGAGCACUAUUUAUAGUAGAAACUCUAACUAGCAGACUUUAAAGUACUCAAAUGUACUGUCACGCUGUAAAAAGUUUUAAAUAUAUGCAGCUAACCAGUGACUGAUGCAGCUAAUUUAGACAAUAAGGAAUCAAUGUUCUGCUCAGGAUACAGUAAAAGGUAAAAUAUAUAUAUAUAUAUUAGCUUACACACUGUGCCCUGUCUGAUCCUUAGAUUUUCUAAAGAAAUAUAAACAUGAUUGUUUGCCUAAUUUCUUUAUCAAACUGUAUUAAACAUAUUAUUUUAUAGUAAAACACUAGAUGUCAGUGGUCCCUUUCCUCCAGAUUCUGUGAUUAUGCAAUAACGUCAUGACUUCUGCCACAACAUUUUCUGAGAUAUUCCCAUUUGUUGUGAUUGAAGUAAAAGUUUCCACAGUGAUUUGUAUUUAUGGUGCAUUGUUCAACCAGAAAUAUGCAUUAUAUUUAUUCAACCCUCUUUCUCAGCAUUUAUAGUUUUAUUUUUGUACAUGUGCGCAAAAUGAUAAGUAAAAAAAAAAAAAAGCGAUCCUGGUGAGUGUGUAAAGUGCCAUGGACUGAACUCUUGGCUGGAUUUUACUGUUAUGUUGUGUUUUAGUUCUUUGUGAAUGUUCUUCAUGUGUACAUUUGUUCACUUGGAGCCGUAACUUUUCCUCCAUAUCCCCGUAUAUCUAACAUGAACUUUAACCUCAUCACAAUUUGCACAGAGGAAGAGAUAACCCGGGGCACCCUGACUCACUUUAGAUGUGCUGUGCUCUAAGAGAAAGUGUUGUUUUUCCUUGUUUCUAAAUGAUGUUCCUUCAGUAAGACACUACAAAUGACCAAGCAUGAAGCGUGUCAUCCAAUCGAUCCUUUGUGUGUAAUCUUGAUUUUUUUGUUUUGUUUUUAUUUUUGGUUUGCUUCAGUUAAAAAAUGAAACUACAUCUCAGUGAAGAGGGAUAAGUGAGUUGCUGAAACACUUGAUGGAGUUCUAGUUGAUAAGAUUUGAUAGGAUUUCAUUAGAGAAAACACAUACUGGGUGGAAAACAUAUCCUUCAUGUACUUCAUUAUAAGAGGGUAUUCACUUCUAAUCUUGUGCCAGUGCAUUUGUAAAUGUUUAAAUGGUGACAUUUUGUUCUGCAUCAUUGAUAAAUGUACACAGUACACAUAUCCGCUGUAUACCUGUGACCAUUGUGUGAAUGAGAUCUAAGCAUGCUUAACUCCAUGUGCAGUGUGUAGACGUAUUUCUGUUUUCUUGCUGAGGUGGGUUUCUUGUCCAGGUCCACCUUCUGCCUCUAAGCCAUGAAUAUUCUUCUUCUAAAUCUGUGUAGCUUACUGUCAAGUCAGCUCUAAUAAAUGUUGAUUUAAUCCUA
Messenger RNA from Silurus meridionalis, 3666 nucleotides. It is a transcript of the gene bin1a, whose product is annotated as myc box-dependent-interacting protein 1. The record is from RefSeq and is a predicted model, not a curated record. Gene Ontology annotation, cellular component: synaptic vesicle; plasma membrane; cytoplasm. The coding region runs from base 222 to 1841 and encodes 539 amino acids. The transcript has 20 exons. Lineage: Eukaryota; Metazoa; Chordata; Actinopteri; Siluriformes; Siluridae. Gene Ontology annotation, molecular function: phospholipid binding; tau protein binding.